AGGGAACAGACACAAGAGCGCACCGGUCUGAAGACUGAUAACAGUAGCAGCUACUGUGGACGAGCAGCUAACGGGAAGUUCUUCUAACGGAGGGAACUUUAUAUAAUUUACUUUAAUUUAUUUAUUUAUGCUUGUGUGAGGAGUAUUUAUUUAUAUCAAAGAUGAACGGAGGGUCGAGAAGUCUGUGCACAUUUGAGGACAUCAGAAAUCAUGAACAUGGGGAGGGGUGCAGGCGUCUGCGGCUCACACUGCACGACCAGAGCCAGGCCGCUCGGAGCACGGAGCAGCACAGGGACAAGCCAGUUGGACGAGCGUUUGCGCUGGUGCAGCCGCCCACUGACAGGACAUCCCUGACUCCUGAACCGGUCAAAUCGACAGAGGAGCAGGUGGAGGUUAUCAAGGUUUAUCUAGAGGCCCGCAGACAGGAGCAGCAGAAACACCAGCAGAGCCUGAAGAUGUUGUCAGACGAAGUUUCCCAGAUACAGGAGGUGAGGUAUUGCCUGAAGACGCUGAGGGAGCAGAUGGCAGCCAAAAACAAGCCGGUGACAAACGGGUGGAAAGUUGGUCUGCCCUUCAGAAAGAGCUCCGCGCCUGCCCCCAGCGGAGGAGCGAAAGCUGACGCACAGGAGGCAGAUGAAGAAGCGGAAAGAGUCAAGCUGAGGGAGGUCAGUAAGCGCUUGUAUGCACAGCUACAGGAAGCAGAAAAGAAACACCAAGAGGAAAAAGAGAGGCUGCAGGCUGAAGGCAGCAGGCUGAGGCAGCAUCUGAGCGACGAGGAGGAGAAGUUGAAGGUCACCGAGGAAGCCAGCGAGAGGAAAGACAAGCGCAUCGACGAGCUCCAGAGGUUGCUGGGAGGGAUGGAGCAGGAGAGCGCCAGCCUGCGGGAGGCAAUACGCAACCGCGAGGACGAACUGCGCGAACUGCGCAAGAUCAGAGAGGAGGGCCAGAAAGGGGAUCAGAGGGCUGAGCAAUUGGAAAAGGAGGUGGCUAUUCUCAAAGAAAAGAUCCACCAUCUGGAUGACAUGCUAAAAAGCCAACAAAGGAAAGUCAGACACAUGAUUGAACAGCUCCAGAACUCUCGCAUGGUGAUCCAAGAGAGGGACCGUGUGAUCAAAGAGCUGGAGGAGAAAGUGGCUUUCUUGGAGGCUGAGAACCGAGAGAUGCAUGAUCAGAUGGACUACUUCCUGGGAGGGCAAAGGUCAAAUUCCUACCUUUCAUCAGAGCGCAACCCCCAGAUCGUCUAUAGUAAACCAAUCAAGCCGUCCAACUCGUCCAGCAAACCGCUGCCUUUCAUCAAAGUCAUCGAGAUCAGGUCAUAAAGACACCCCGGCAGAAGAAAGACACGGCAGUUGUCGAGGAGGGCUCAGAACCACCACAUAUUUUCAACGCAGACUGAAACCAAACCGCAUCUCUACGUCCACAUCUGAUCGCAUUAAUAGUUGGGAUGUCAGAGUUGAGCUUCCUGGACUGUAACUAUAUCAACACUUCCACAUAAACCACAAACACUCUUGAAGGAUACGGUGUGAUGUUUGGCGGCACACACACACACACAUCAGGGCUUGCAGUGUGUCUUUGCUUAAUGAAUGAGUGUGUAUGUCAGCUCUAAUGUAGAUGCAUGAAUGUAGACUUACAGUAGGCAUACUGAUUCCGCUGAUGUGCAUUUGAAGUUUUACGUGUAAUACUGCGUACUGUAUGCAAGUGUUUCCUUGUGCUGCCCUGUUUUGAUUGUUAUUUUAACCUUUGAGUUUAUGACGGUUUGGCGUUGUCGUUCAAAACAGAACCGUUGAGAAAAGUGCAGGAUGGCAGUCCACAUACAGUAAUGUAGCAAACACAGCUAACUAAGCUAAAGGUUACAUGUAAAAAUCAUUAACCAGAUGAUCAUCCUUUGUCCGUGUACUCAUCCAUGACUCCGUUCACUUUUCUGAGUGAAUGGUAUGCUUUAAAUCUGUAAAUAUUGAUAUAGUUUAUAUAAGGUCAACACCCUGUGAAAUGUUUUUUAAGCCCCAAACAACAAUAUGGCACUUCAUGAAACUGAAACUGAGACAGCAGAAAGAAAAAUGAUGUCUGUGUUGGAUGAAGAUAUUUCACAUUACUGCUUCAUAGAAGUGUCAUUAUUCUACAUAUUUCCUGUAAACCAUUUCAGUUUCCUGUCAGUGUAAACAGUCACCUUGUUUUGUACAUAUUAAUGGGAUUUGAUGUUUGUGAUUUGAUGUUUAAAUUUCUACCUAACAACUUUCUCCUUUGUAUUUAUUUAUAUUAAAUAAAACCUAAAGACCAA
Molecule: messenger RNA, 2278 nt
Organism: Perca fluviatilis (European perch)
Lineage: Eukaryota; Metazoa; Chordata; Actinopteri; Perciformes; Percidae
Gene: tuft1a
Product: tuftelin 1a
Exons: 12
Coding region: 162-1319 (385 amino acids)
Biological process (GO): intracellular signal transduction
Cellular component (GO): intracellular anatomical structure
Source: RefSeq, a predicted model, not a curated record